GGGGAUGGGAUGGAGGAGGAAGGACGGCCAGGGGAGCUGUACGGGUAGGGGAGGGACUUGGCUAGAUCUCCCAAGCCUUCUCCACUCUUCAAACUUUCACCAAACUCUUAGCCCCCGCCUCCUCGAAACCAAAACACAACAGGCUGUGGAAGAGCUGCGGGCGGCGCGGCGGGGCGGGCGGACUCGCGGCGGCACAGAGCCUUGGGAGGCUGAUGCAACUUUCCCUUUAAGAAAGCCACCUGGGCGCACCGCGGUGCGGACCCAGCACGCCUGGGCCGGGGGCUGCAGCAUGCUCUUGAGGUCUGUGGUCUGAAAAGCACUGGAAGCAGAGCCUGUGAGUGUGGUCCCCAUCUCCAGAGCCACAACCCACCGCCGCCAUGGUAGGAAAAGGUGCCAAAGGGAUGCUGAAUGGUGCUGUGCCCAGCGAGGCCACCAAGAGGGACCAGAACCUCAAACGGGGCAACUGGGGCAACCAGAUCGAGUUUGUACUGACGAGCGUGGGCUAUGCCGUGGGCCUGGGCAAUGUCUGGCGCUUCCCAUACCUCUGCUAUCGCAACGGGGGAGGCGCCUUCAUGUUCCCCUACUUCAUCAUGCUCAUCUUCUGCGGGAUCCCCCUCUUCUUCAUGGAGCUCUCCUUCGGCCAGUUUGCCAGCCAGGGGUGCCUGGGAGUCUGGAGGAUCAGCCCCAUGUUCAAAGGCGUAGGCUAUGGCAUGAUGGUGGUGUCCACCUACAUCGGCAUCUACUACAAUGUGGUCAUCUGCAUCGCCUUCUACUACUUCUUCUCGUCCAUGACGCACGUGCUGCCCUGGGCCUACUGCAAUAACCCCUGGAACACGCGCGACUGCGCCGGGGUGCUGGACGCCUCCAACCUCACCAAUGGCUCCCGGCCGGCCGCCUUGCCCAGCAACCUCUCCCACCUUCUCAACCACAGCCUCCAGAGGACCAGCCCCAGCGAGGAGUACUGGAGGCUGUACGUGCUGAAGCUGUCAGAUGACAUCGGGAACUUUGGGGAGGUGCGGCUGCCCCUCCUUGGCUGCCUCGGUGUCUCCUGGGUGGUCGUCUUCCUCUGCCUCAUCCGAGGUGUCAAGUCUUCAGGGAAAGUGGUGUACUUCACGGCCACAUUCCCCUACGUGGUGCUGACCAUCCUGUUUGUCCGUGGAGUGACCCUGGAGGGAGCCUUCACGGGCAUCAUGUACUACCUAACCCCACAGUGGGACAAGAUCCUGGAGGCCAAGGUGUGGGGUGAUGCCGCCUCCCAGAUCUUCUACUCGCUGGGCUGUGCAUGGGGAGGCCUCAUCACCAUGGCCUCCUACAACAAGUUCCACAACAACUGCUACCGGGACAGUGUCAUCAUCAGCAUCACCAACUGUGCCACUAGUGUCUAUGCUGGCUUCGUCAUCUUCUCCAUCCUUGGCUUCAUGGCCAAUCACCUGGGUGUGGAUGUGUCCCGUGUGGCAGACCACGGCCCUGGCCUGGCCUUUGUGGCUUACCCCGAGGCCCUCACGCUGCUUCCCAUCUCCCCGCUGUGGUCUCUGCUCUUCUUCUUCAUGCUCAUCCUGCUGGGGCUGGGCACUCAGUUCUGCCUCCUGGAGACGCUGGUCACAGCCAUUGUGGAUGAGGUGGGGAAUGAGUGGAUCCUGCAGAGAAAGACAUAUGUGACCUUGGGAGUGGCUGUGGCUGGCUUCCUGCUGGGCAUCCCCCUCACCAGCCAGGCAGGCAUCUACUGGCUGCUGCUGAUGGACAACUACGCGGCCAGCUUCUCCUUGGUGGUCAUCUCCUGCAUCAUGUGUGUGGCCAUCAUGUACAUCUACGGGCACCGGAACUACUUCCAGGACAUCCAGAUGAUGCUGGGAUUCCCACCGCCCCUCUUCUUUCAGAUCUGCUGGCGCUUUGUCUCUCCUGCCAUCAUCUUCUUUAUUCUAGUCUUCACUGUGAUCCAGUACCGGCCGAUCACCUACAACCACUACCAGUACCCAGGCUGGGCUGUGGCCAUCGGCUUCCUCAUGGCUCUGUCCUCCGUCCUCUGCAUUCCCCUCUACGCCAUAUUCCGGCUCUGCCGCACAGACGGGGACACCCUCCUCCAGCGUUUGAAAAAUGCCACAAAGCCAAGCAGAGACUGGGGCCCGGCCCUCCUGGAGCACCGGACUGGGCGCUAUGCCCCCACCAUAGCCCCUUCUCCUGAGGAUGGCUUCGAGGUCCAGCCGCUGCACCCGGACAAGGCCCAGAUCCCCAUCGUGGGCAGUAAUGGCUCCAGCCGCCUCCAGGACUCCCGGAUAUGAGCACAGCUGCCGGGGGAGUGGCCCCACCCCCACCCCGUGCUCCCACCGCAGAGACUGGUGAGGCAGAGGACAGGUGUCUCUGUCUGCCCCCUGCCACGUCCUGGCCAGGAUGGCUGCUGUCACCUUGGUCACCACUGCUAGUGCAGUCAUUUGUGCUCGUGUCCCCAGUGUUUACACGUCCUCUGGAUGCCAAGAUGGCAGCUGGGGGUGGGGGCGGGAAUGGAGGGUUGCUGGGAGGUCCAAAGCACUUUGGAGGGGUCUCAGGCCAGCUCCCCAGUGGCCUGAGGGGCUUUACGUGGCCUCUGAUACCCUUAUACUCUGCCCUGAGCUGAGGUUCUGGGUGGGCCCCCAGCUGUCUCCUUCCCGGGCCUCCAGCCCCAUGACAAGCAUUCCCGCCCUCACAGCAGACCCCAGCCUCUGCCAGGCACAUUUGGCUCCUCCUCCCUAGGGGCAGGGUGAGGGUGGGGGCUGCACAGUGUUACUCGUCAGGCUGUACUGCCCGGCUCUGCCGAUCUGUGUAAUUAUUUUUGUAAAAAUUGUGCUGUCUGUGGUCGCCACUUCUUCACCCCAGCCUCUGGCCCAGUCUGUCUUCCAGGCCUGCCUGCGCCUCACUGGGCUGCUCCGGGGCCUCUGCCCCUCAUUCCAGCCCUGGCUGUCAGGCCCAGCUAGCAGAGGCCCAAGACCCAGCAGCCUGCCCAAAGCAUUGGUUUCUGGGGGAUGGGGCGGGGGCUGCUCCACAGGAGGUCUGAGCCCAUCCCCCCAGGGAAGGGGAGCCUGCACACCCCCCUCACCCUCCCUCCACCAGGCUAAAGGCCUAUUCCCAAAUGUGCUGCCCUUGUUCAUGUGCCAAAUGGCCCCAGCCCACAUGCCCUUACCCUCUCUGGAGCAGGAGCUCCUUCUGAGGUGUCCAAAGCCCUGAAGUGUCCAUUUGUCCGUCCUCUGUGCAGUGACAGCCCCAGCCACACCACCUCUGAUCCUCUGUAGCAAUAACGGUGCACCGCCCAUCCCUGCCCAUUGUGCACCACUAGCAUUUUAAAGUCCAUAGAUUUUAAUGAAAUUUCUAUUCCUGUCUCUGA
Molecule: messenger RNA, 3355 nt
Organism: Saimiri boliviensis boliviensis (Bolivian squirrel monkey)
Lineage: Eukaryota; Metazoa; Chordata; Mammalia; Primates; Cebidae
Gene: SLC6A9
Product: solute carrier family 6 member 9
Biological process (GO): sodium ion transmembrane transport; neurotransmitter transport; nitrogen compound transport
Cellular component (GO): plasma membrane
Molecular function (GO): amino acid:sodium symporter activity
Source: RefSeq, a predicted model, not a curated record